Molecule: messenger RNA, 927 nt
Organism: Microplitis demolitor
Lineage: Eukaryota; Metazoa; Arthropoda; Insecta; Hymenoptera; Braconidae
Product: odorant receptor 47a-like
Exons: 4
Coding region: 1-927 (308 amino acids)
Biological process (GO): sensory perception of smell; detection of chemical stimulus involved in sensory perception of smell
Cellular component (GO): plasma membrane
Molecular function (GO): olfactory receptor activity; odorant binding
Source: RefSeq, a predicted model, not a curated record
AUGUGUGUUGUAUUAAACCGCAAUGAUGUUAAAGAUCUACAUGAAAUACUGGAUUCACGUUACAACAAAAUUAUACGGAAUCCAAAAAUGACAAAUAUCAUGUUGAAACAAAUCACAACAUUUAGAUGGCUAUCUUAUGUUGCAAUAUUUUUCGUUGUUGUUGCUUGCAUGUCUUACAUAAUAAUACCCAUAAUAUUCAUUAUUUCCCAAUUGAUACGUGGAUCUGAACAUAUUAAAUAUCCAUUACCAUUUCCUUCGAUCUAUAACUGGAAUAUUCCGCCAAAUGGUUUUCGUUAUCGAUUGCAUUUUUUGACUGAAUCUAUGACGAUUUUAAGUAUUAUUUGUAUUACUAUUGGUGUUGAUAAUCUUUAUUCACUCCAUGUUUUUCAAAUGAUUGGAUUUUUACGUGAAAUAUCAUACCGUUUAACGCAUGCAGAUGACAAUCGGGAUAAAGAAGACUCAAGUGACUUAAUAGUACGUGAAUGCGUUUAUCAAUACGAAACAUUAAUUAAAUGUUGUAGAAAGCUCCAAAGAAUUUAUGGUCCAAUUAUACUCUGGACAAUGGGAACUAAUGCUGUAAUAUUAUGCGCAGUUACUUUUCAACUUAGUCAAAUGAGCUCAAUAUCUGUAGGGAGGAUAAUUUUAUUUACAGCGUAUGCAGGUGUUAAAUUGGUUCAAGUAUUCAUCUACGCAUGGGCGGGAUCACGUUUAACUGCUGAAAGUGAAGAUUGCAGAGCAGCUAUUUACGCUGCUAAUUGGGUCGGAAAAAAACGUUAUAUGCGUUCAAUUAUUAUUAUGCUGUCGCAAAAACCACUAAUCUUGACGGCUUGUAACUAUUCAAUAGUUUCAGUUGAAAUGUUUGGAUCGGUUUUGAAUACUACAGCAUCAUAUUUUUUAUUGUUAAACACUUUUGAGCAAGAGUCAUAA